AUGGGCACCUUAAAAGCAACCGGAGUGGCCCUCCUCAGUAUCCUAUCUUAUGCUCAGGCAUAUCCCUCCAGUCACCUCGAACAGUUGCACAAACCACCAUUUUUUGUUUUGGCGGGUGAUAGCACCACAGCUACCCAAUCAUCAAACGGAGGAGGGUGGGGGGACGGCUUUCUUAACAAAACCCUUUUCAAAGGAGCCUCUGGUCGCAAUUUCGGCCACAACGGUGCAACUACUGUUAGCUUUCGUGAUGGAGGUGACUGGGACGAGGUCUUAGCGACUGUGAGAGGGGUUCGACACGACUAUCAUCCAUUUGUGACCAUUCAGUUUGGGCACAAUGACCAAAAGCCAGCUGCAAAAAUUUCAUUGUCACAGUACACCAGUAAUCUUGAAAAAUUUGUGACUGAAGCUUUUGAUGCUGGAGCUAUACCUAUUCUCGUCACUCCUCUGUCUCGGCGAAAUUACGAUAAUUCAACGGGUACACCGCGUAUCGUCAUGAGUCUCGCCAAUGAGACCAUGGGCACCAUCAAUGCUGCACACCAGUCAUCUGCUACAUAUAUAGACCUGAAUCAGGCUAGCACUCGGUAUCUAAAUGCAAUUGGACCAGAAAAUGCUUUUACAUACAACCUUAACCCAGCGGACCAUACCCACCUGAAUGUGCCAGGGAGUAUUCUGUUUGGAGGAAUUGUGGCGGAACUGAUUACCCAGAAACAGGAUGCUUUGACAAAGUCUGGAUAUCUACGUGUGGAUAGCCAACUGAAGAAGGAUGUUGACCAUGGGAUCUAUCACUGGCCUUGA
Penicillium griseofulvum is the source of this 795-nucleotide messenger RNA. Its product is annotated as rhamnogalacturonan acetylesterase. The record is from RefSeq and is a predicted model, not a curated record. The transcript has a single exon. Gene Ontology annotation, molecular function: hydrolase activity. NCBI's taxonomy places the organism in Eukaryota, Fungi, Ascomycota, Eurotiomycetes, Eurotiales, Aspergillaceae. The coding region runs from base 1 to 795 and encodes 264 amino acids.